CUCCCGCUCUAGCCUUUUUCUAUUAUUAUUCAUCUACAGCUGCUUUAAGGGAUGGUUCUAUCGAAUGUUAUGGUAUCCUUUAUUGAUCCAGCGGCGAUAUUCAGGCAGCGUCUCUCGCGCCCAAGGGCUAUACGUGUCCGCAUACAUUGUCAUGAAUGGCUUUUGUAUGGGUCUUGGCAUACGAUCUACCCACCUCACUACUGAUCUGAUCUCAAGAACCGGGGUGAUGGCGUCUAUAAAUAUGGUACCUUUAUUCUUAGGCGGGCGCACAAGUAUAAUGGUCGACAUGCUUGGAGUCUCCGUUCAUUCCUACUACCUCGCGCAUCACUGGAUUGGCCGUGUGGUUGUCGUCCAAGGGCUAAUUCACGCUGGUUUGGUGAUGAGCAAAGUUAAAACUUCGACCUUUGAUGCCACACAGGUGGCAGGGCUAUCAGCUGCGUCCGCCUCGGCACUACUGCUAGUACUCUCCUUACAUUUAAUCCGAAGAGCAGCUUAUGAGUUUUUCCUUGGACUACACACAUUGCUUGCGCUUAUAGUCGUGGUAGCUCUGUCAAUCCAUUUGGCAUCAAGAGGGUGGAUUAGGUACAUCUAUCCACUAGUCGCCGUACUGCUGUGGACAAUUAAUGGAUUAACCCGUCUUGUUCGAGUCUUUUACCUCAAUGCUGGCCAGGGGUAUAGGCAAAGGGACCAGGCAACGAUCAUUACCCAUAAGCGGCCUGAAACAGGUUCCGUUAGCGGCCUAACGUUGACAGUAUGGCCAAAACGCCCAGUGCGUGUUCAAGGUGGCGCCUACUACUACCUUUAUUUCUCAGACAUGGGCCUACGGAAGCGGUUUCAGGGCCACCCAUUUGUGGUGUCGUGGUGGGAUGACCCAGUUGAUACAAAACCCACGUCUUUAUCAUUUCUGAUAUCUCCUCGACAUGGCCUAACAAAGGCUUUAACAACUCGAACAUCUGUUAGAAGUGUCAUUCUAGAUGGACCAUAUGGAAUAAAUCCACGUCUCGAGGGCUAUGAGGCGGUCCUUCUCUUUGCCAAAGGUAUUGGCAUUGCAGGAAUGCUGCCACAUGCACUAAAUCUUGUGGAGCAAAAGAAUCACAAAGACAUGACUUCCUGGAGUAGCGUCAUGACGAGAAAUGUUGACCUUAUCUGGGUUUUAGAAGAAAACUGUCAAGAGCAGUGGAUUGACAGUUGGAUAGAAAAACUAAAAGAGAAGGACCCGAUUAACAAGCGCAUUCUAUCAGUAAUAUGCUACCUUCCUAGCCGUCAAGGUAAUGCGGAUGGCUCUUCAGAUCGGUAUUAUAAAAAGUUUUAUGGGGAGCAACCGAAUAUUCGGGAAGUGAUUGAUGAGGCGGUAAAGGCAGCACCAGGACGAACCAUAAUAGCCGUCUGUGGCGACCCAAAAUUCAGCAGCCAUGUGCGUGACUUAGCCAUUGACAGGAUGAAGAGCUCACAGAACGUUACAUUUGAGGAGGUUGAGUUCCGACCUUAUCAAACUACAUCCGACAGCUUAAGUAACCACAAUUGGUGGAUGGACGCUGUUGAAUCCCGGGUAGAAACCUCCGAGGCUGGUACUGAAACUUCUACGGCUGUGGUGUUCGAGAGGCCUAUGGGGACGGAUCCUAAGACUGGGCGGAGCAUGGUAAAGAAAAACCUUCAGGCGAGGAAAGAAAUUUAG
This is a messenger RNA of Pseudogymnoascus verrucosus, 1675 nucleotides long. RefSeq lists its product as uncharacterized. NCBI's taxonomy places the organism in Eukaryota, Fungi, Ascomycota, Leotiomycetes, Thelebolales, Thelebolaceae. Gene Ontology annotation, biological process: intracellular iron ion homeostasis; iron ion transport; copper ion import. The transcript has 4 exons. The coding region runs from base 65 to 1675 and encodes 536 amino acids. Gene Ontology annotation, molecular function: ferric-chelate reductase activity. The record is from RefSeq and is a predicted model, not a curated record. Gene Ontology annotation, cellular component: plasma membrane.